Messenger RNA from Ipomoea nil (Japanese morning glory), 1297 nucleotides. RefSeq lists its product as uncharacterized. The transcript has 8 exons. The record is from RefSeq and is a predicted model, not a curated record. Bases 132 to 1049 code for a protein of 305 amino acids. NCBI's taxonomy places the organism in Eukaryota, Viridiplantae, Streptophyta, Magnoliopsida, Solanales, Convolvulaceae. Gene Ontology annotation, biological process: snRNA transcription by RNA polymerase III; snRNA transcription by RNA polymerase II. Gene Ontology annotation, molecular function: sequence-specific DNA binding. Gene Ontology annotation, cellular component: snRNA-activating protein complex.
AUCACCCUCCCAAUAGUAGAAAGUGCACGUUCCGCCUCCGCCUGCUUCGCGGAGUGUACAGCUUAGGUUGCUGCUCUGCUUCGCCCAUCGCCAAAGAUUUUUUUGGAGGGGGCUAUUUACUGAUUACUGUCAUGGAUCUUAAACCAUUUAAACUAGACAUAGAUGAGCUUAUAAGUGAAUUCGCUGAGGGUGGAUCAACUACUCUCGCUGAGAUGAAGAAAGUAUGGCUUUCAAAAAAAUUCUCCUUUAUUUUUGAGGCAAGUCCUUCUACAAAUCAGGCAUGCUUUAUGCAAUCACUCUUUGCUUAUUCCGUUGGCUAUGCAGUAUCUACUCGUUCUUUAUCACAUAGACUGGGUGGCAUUUAUUGCUUAUAUUGCCUUUUCGAGACUCAGCCAUUCAAGCCUCUUUUUAAGAUAUAUCUAUCUCUUGGAGAAUUGAAGAGGCUGCAAAACCUUGUUGCAGAUGCAAAAGCCAACAAUAUAAAUGUUGUCUGUGCUUUAGUCAAAAGAAUGCUGGAUAAAAACAUGUUUCUCUUUGGGUUUGUGGAUAUAAACGAAGGCUCUGCAACAGAGAGAGUAAAUGAGCUUACAGAAAUACAGAAUGCUAGAGUCCAGACAGCAUAUGCGAAGUUGUUUGCAAACACAAAAAUUGAGCACUUCACCCAUUUGGACAUGGGAAUGGAACUUGAUGCGGAUUUGAUCAAGCAAAGAUCAACAGAAUAUGCAAUGGCCAAGAAACGAGCCAUUGAAGAGGCUAGCAAGAUUGGAGAUAUUGAAAACAUAAAACACAUAUCGGAGAAUAAGAGAUUGAUUGGAGAAACAAUUCAGCUGAAAGUUGCAGAUUGGAAUGCACAGAAGGAUGCAUUCUAUCAACAAACAGGAUGUGGUCGUCAGUUGGCUGUAGAAUCUCUACAACAGGAAGAACCGAUGCAAGUUGAUAGAAACUUAGAGGAAGCGGGCGAAUUGCAGGAAGACAACAACGAUGACUUUAGCAAGGAACUGGAAGAUGUUCUUUUGUCCGAACAGCUCUUGCUCGAAGAUUUCGACUAGGAAUACUGAUUAGGUUCAAGAGUAUUACCAUCUUAUAAUUCAACCUCAAGGAUGUGAACUCUUGAUCUUCUGCAGUCAUGUCCUAAUAGUUCAAGGUGCACUUUCUUGGUUUGGCAGAUAAGUAAGCACCAAAUCUUCCACAACCCCAACCUCCAUUGAAACUACAGCCACUGGUUCUGUGCUCAGGUUCUUGAUUUGAAAUAAUUGAUGUAUAAAGUUUAUAUUAAAAAAAUUAUAAUUUUAUACUC